Messenger RNA from Erpetoichthys calabaricus (reedfish), 5214 nucleotides. It is a transcript of the gene ehbp1, whose product is annotated as EH domain binding protein 1. Lineage: Eukaryota; Metazoa; Chordata; Cladistia; Polypteriformes; Polypteridae. The record is from RefSeq and is a predicted model, not a curated record. Gene Ontology annotation, molecular function: protein binding.
GCUGUCUAGGAUUCCCCGCGUAAGGAGAAGGCCGGAGCUGCUUCCAGCUUGGCAGAACGAGUCUCCCACUAACCAACCUCAGCUGUGAAUGACAUCCCGAUAAACCAAUCCCUAAACAAAAAUGGGAAACCCUCUUUAACACACCGAAGGACGGAGUGGCCAAUUGCGUCUAACGAGGGGCGUUCCAGCGGCGUGCAUUGCCCGUUGAGUGAUAAGGAGAAAAUGAUGGAGGGGCUAAGGUUGAGUUUGUGUGACUGAGCUUGCUGGAAUUUGGAGUCUUCACGGAUUUAAACUGUUUGUUUGAGGAAUUCUGUGGGUUGCUUUUUAACCCUUCAGCGUUUUAAAUAUAUUAGGCCAUUUUACGACUAGAAUCGAAGUAGAUGCCAGUCGCUGUUUUUUUAUGCUUCUUUUAAGCAGAAUGGCUGGUGCUGCAGAAGUAGUUGCCACCACUAUACAGAAGAAGGGCUCGGGACUGAUGAGUGGAUAAGGUUGGCACUGUUGCAACUGGAAUGAGUGAGUAGAAAACUGGGAACUUCCUCUUUUUCCAGCCAUGCGUGUUCCUGUCAAACUUGGCCGUCUGUCACUGGAGAAGGAUUUUUUUACGGGUGCAUCUGCUUUCAACAGAAACACGUCGCCCCAGGGAGGAGCUCUGGGCUGCUAGGAUCCAAUUAGCCCUGUGUCAUGUGCUUACUUACCACUGACCGGCUUGAUCACGCUUAAAACAUUAUAGUUAAACACUUCUGGAAUAAAAGGAAUCUCCGGCAGGAGAAGCAGCGGGAAAUCCUUUCCUCGCCGUAACAUGGCUUCUGUAUGGAAAAGGCUGCAGCGUGUAGGAAAGCAUGCAUCCAAAUUCCAAUUUGUCGCUUCCUACCAGGAGCUCAUGGUGGAGUGUACCAAAAAAUGGCAGCCUGACAAGCUUGUAGUGGUUUGGACCCGAAGGAGUAGACGGAAGUCAUCUAAGUCUCACAGCUGGCAGCCUGGAAUAAAAAAUCCUUACCGUGGUGUAGUAGUGUGGCCUGCACCUGAAAAUAUUGAAAUCACUGUGACAUUGUUUAAGGAUCCCCAUGCAGAAGAGUUUGAAGAUAAGGAGUGGACAUUUGUCAUAGAGAAUGAGUCUCCAUCUGGUCGGCGUAAAGCUCUUGCCACAAGCAGCAUCAACAUGAAACAAUAUGCCAGCCCUAUGCCUACUCAGACAGACGUGAAGUUGAAAUUCAAGCCAUUAUCUAAAAAAGUGGUGGCUGCUACACUGCAGUUCUCUUUGUCAUGUAUUUUCCUCAGAGAAGGAAAGGCAACGGAUGAGGACAUGCAGAGCUUGGCCAGUCUGAUGAGCAUGAAGCAGGCUGACAUUGGUAAUUUAGAUGACUUUGAAGAGGAAAAUGAAGAGGAUGAAGAAAACAGAGUAAAUCAGGAAGAAAAAGCAGCAAAGAUCACAGAAAUAGUAAACCAGUUGAAUGCCCUCAGCAGCUUAGAUGAAGACCCAGACGACUGCAUAAAACAACCAAAUAAGCCUUCAGCUAACUCAGCCAGUUCUUCUGAAGAACUGAUUAGUAAACUUAACUUUUUGGAAGAGGAAGAGAAAGAUCUACAUGCACCAGGACAAAAUCCAUUUGGUGAUCCAGAUGAAUCUGGCUUGAAUCCUUUUGGAGAGCCAGAUGAUGAAGAACAAGUUUUAAAGAAAGAUGUCUCAGCAAAAACAGAAGAUCCUUUUUAUGAUGAUUCUACCAAUCCCUUCAAUGAGAAUGACAUCUCUGACUAUAGCAACCCGUUUGACAAGCCAGACUUUGAACUGAAUAGAACUUGAGCUUGAAAUAUCUCCAGAACAAAAACGGACCAAAUUCCACCUAAACCAGCUAAAAGAAAGAAUGUACGACCUAUUGAUAUGAGCAAGUAUCUUUAUGCAGAUACAAUCAAAAAUGAAGAAGAAGAACUUGAUGAGUCAAAUCCUUUUUAUGAACCGAAGGCUUCUUCUCCAAGCAGUAAUUCUGCUUCUGUUCAAGAAGCUCAGCUGGAAAGUAGGAAGAAACGGAAGGCUCCUGCACCUCCAGUUAUCAUGCCAAAGAUGUCUACUGAAAAAUCCAGUACUCUAAGAGUUGGUGUGGGAAAGGAAAUUGCGGCUUCACCAAAGCCAAGCCCAGGCCCAAGUCCUGUUCUGGGGAAAAAGCCAAAUGCCAGUCAGUCGCUGCUUGCAUGGUGCAGAGAAGUUACAAAAAACUAUCGAGGAGUGAAAAUAACAAACUUCACUACAUCAUGGAGGAAUGGCUUAGCCUUCUGUGCAUUACUGCACCACUUCAGACCCGAUAUGAUUGACUAUAAGUCCCUGAAUCCACAAGAUAUUAAAGAAAAUAACAAAAAGGCAUAUGAUGGCUUUGCCACUUUGGGAAUCUCUCGAUUGCUGGAGCCCUCAGAUAUGGUUCUACUUGCAAUUCCUGAUAAGUUAACUGUUAUGACUUAUUUGUAUCAAAUAAGGGCUCAUUUUAGCGGUGAAGAGUUGAAUGUUGUACAGAUUGAAGCAAACAGCAGCAGGAGCACUUACAAAGUAGGGGAUUUUGAGACAGACACCAACAGCUCUAUUGAUCAAGAUAAAUUUUAUGCAGAACUAAACGAAGUCAACCGGGAUUCACAGCCUCAACCAUUGAAUUCAGAGAAUUCAUCUGUUGCCCAAGAGGACUGUACAUUUAUCAGUAGUUCACUAGAGGAGCCAGAAAAUCUGCAUCAGGCUCCAAAUGUCAUUCUCGAUUUUGGGUCUGCUUCACCCCCCUCCUGCAGGACAACAAGUGACACUGAUCCUCCAAAAUCUCAUUCUAACAGAAGUGGCAAAUCAGUAGAAGAGAAUGUACACAAAUAUGACAGCACAGAUACAGCACAGGCACAGCCAUCAGUUGCCAAUAGGAGACUGCUGAAAGCAGACACUUUAGAAUCGAGCGAUUUACAGCAUGUCAGCGAUCAAAAAAAUGAUGCAUCUGCAGGGCUCUUGUGUAAAGAUUCUGACACUGAAAAACAUAGACAUUCAGACUGUGCCAGCAGCACAUCAGAACAGGGUAGGCCUGGACUGUCAGCAGCAUCAGAGAGCCAAGAGCCCACAUUUCCAUAUAAGAAGGCAGGCCCUUCUCCAGCUCAUAAGUUGGGUUUCACUUACAACAGAGAUGCUGAUCUUAUCAAGAAAAAGAGGGCCACUUUGAGGAUGUCUGAAUCAGAUGUCACAUUUGAUGGUAGCCUUGUUAUGAACCAUACAGAUCAAUCACCUAAUUGUACCCAGGUUCCCUCUACCCCACCUUCAAAUAUCACAGAGGAAAAGAGAGUAUUAUCCCGACAAGAGGAGCUAAAAGAAAGAGCCAGACUUCUGCUGGAGCAGGCACGAAGAGAUGCAGCAUUAAAAGCAGGAACUAAACAAAUCAUGGGAAAUUCAUCAAGCACCCCAACCCGUACAAAGCAACUGUUUGAUCAGCAAGAUGAAGAGCGACGUCGUCAGCUGAGGGAAAGGGCCCGUCAGUUAAUAGCAGAGGCUCGAUCUGGUGUGAAGAUGUCAGAACUUCCCAGCUACAAUGAAAUGGCUGCAGAAAAGUUGAAGGAAAGGUCAAAGACAUCUGGAGGUGGACAGAGCUGUAAAUACAUUGAUCACAGACUCCGGAAGCCUCUGGACACUCGACUGCAGACAGCCAGUUCCAAUUCAGCUGCCUCGGUACAAAUAGCAAUGAAUGAUGGCGUAAUAAAUGAAGAACUUAAGAGCACAGCAGAAGAAGUUCGAAUGGAAAGGCUCCGUAAAGCUAGUGAACGGUUGUUAAGUCCUAUGGUGUUCAGCAAAGACUCUACAGUGAGAAUAACACGACUUCAAUCUUUUAGUCAAUAUGUAGAGAGUAGACCUGAGGUAAAAAAGCAAAGAUCAGUACAAGAAGAUUCAAAGAAGGCAAAUGAGGAGAGGCUAGCAAUAGCUGAAACUGAGCGGAAGCCAUCUGAAGAUGAAAAAGGGUUCAAAGACACUAGUCAGUAUGUUGUUGGAGAAUUGGCAGCAUUGGAAAGUGAGCAGAAGCAAAUUGACACCCGAGCUGCGCUGGUGGAGAAGCGCCUCCGCUAUCUCAUGGACACAGGCAACAAUAAAGAAGAGGAGGAAGCAAUGAUGCAAGAGUGGUUUAUGUUGGUAAAUAAGAAGAAUGCUCUUAUACGACGACAAAAUCAGCUUUCUCUCCUGGAAAAAGAACAUGAUCUUGAGAGACGGUUCGAGCUGCUCAAUCGAGAAUUGCGAGCAAUGUUAGCAAUUGAAGACUGGCAGAAAACAGAAGCUCAGAAGAGGCGAGAACAGCUGCUGCUGGAUGAACUUGUGAUCCUCGUGAACAAGCGGGAUGCCCUCGUCAGGGACUUGGAUGCCCAAGAAAAGCAAGCUGAAGAAGAAGAUGAACAUUUGGAAAGAACGUUAGAAAAAAACAAAGGCAAAAUGUCCAAAAAAGAAGAAAAGUGUAUCAUUCAGUAGUCAUAAGCACGGAAAAGUCAAUGCCGAAAACUGUUUACCACAACUUUUUAAAAUGUUUUAAUGAAAUGUGUAAAGAUAGCAUUCUGUACUAUGAUGGGUAAACAGUUUCUAAUUUUAUGCCUUACCACAAUUGUUAUUUAACUCCAAGUUCUUCAAGGACAAAAUGCAUGAGCAGGUACUGGACAUGCGUGUCUAACUGAUGUUUAUUAGCUACUGCAGCAGAUUGGAUCUUCCAAGGAAGUUCUGUACCUUUCUGCGGAAGAUGCAGGGCUUGGAAACAAAGGUGUUUUGUUUUGGUUUUUUUUUUGUUUUGGAGAAAGAUGUAAAUGGAUUUUUAAGUCAAAUUUGGAAGAUGCACUUAAUGUGCAAACAGGCUUCCUGAUUGACUUUACGUUUUAAUAAUUUGCAUUAGAGUCGCUGCCCCACAUGGACUUGAUGGACUUCUGUUUAAGACGUGUGGCGGCCUGGCUAUGUGAACUCCUGGACGUCGGACUGUUGACAAGCGCACUCUGCACAGAAGCCAUGUUGUAUAUUAUUGCCAUUGCAGGCUUGAAGAGUGGCAGUGCUGAUAAGCAGGAAGAAGUUUACUUCGAUAAAAACAGCAAGACAAAUGUUCAAAAACUUAAUUUAUUACACUGUGUCUUUAUUGUGGAGUUACAUGUAGUUAAUUAUAACAUCAUAACCAAUUACUCUUGUUCAAGGCCUUUUAUUAAAAAGAAUACUGUAUUACUUAAAACGUUUCAUGUGCA